Penicillium subrubescens is the source of this 690-nucleotide messenger RNA. RefSeq lists its product as uncharacterized. The transcript has a single exon. The coding region runs from base 1 to 690 and encodes 229 amino acids. Lineage: Eukaryota; Fungi; Ascomycota; Eurotiomycetes; Eurotiales; Aspergillaceae. The record is from RefSeq and is a predicted model, not a curated record.
AUGCCCACAGAAAACUUGACUGGGGUCACUCCCUCAACAAGACUACCAUCAAUCACAAUCUCACUCUUUUCAUAUGGCCAUGCCAACGGGCCAAUUAUCCAACAGCCUAGCCAAUCGCGUCGUCACAAAACUUUGGCGUAUAAUAUUCGUCACUUGCCCAAUCCACCACGACACGUCCGUGUAAACUCAACUGGUCUGUCUCGGCGGCUUCAGAAAGAAUUCUUGCAACAUGAUACCGUCGAGGCAUUCUUGGUCAAGGUCAAAAGCGAGCUUGUCACUGCAAUCAAAACAGAAUGUGAUCUACUUUUGCACUCGGCAGAGAAAGCUGAACAGGGACCCAAAGACUCUCAUGAGAGUUCUCAUCUCAAUGAAGAGGACACGUUAGACUGCCCAGACAUCGAUAUAGUUGUGACAAUAUGCUGUGAGGAGGGCCGCCAUCGCAGCGUUGCGUUUGUUGAGGAACUCGCUCGAAAGCUGGCUACAUUCAAGAAUGGAGUCGACCCAUCUCAGCCCUGGCACCUGAGUGUUAAUAUAACACAUCGUGAUGUCGGAGAUCCCAUAGACUUGGAGCAAUCAUCGGGUCAGCAGAAGCGCGCAAAUAAGGCUCAAGCGAAGUCUAGACAAAAGGAACGACGUGAAAAUGGGGAUAAAUUUAGAUCGCAGCUUGGGCAUUAUGAUGAAGAAGGCUAG